GAUGUCAUUACAUCGCUGUUCCACGCGAUGGCCAUAUGCAGCAAAGAUAGUGAUUUUACCGGCUGUUGAGAAGCAGAAGGAAUAAAACGAGCAUGCUGUCAUGCAGUAUGCAGUAGAAGUUCACACUUUGGAGUUUCAAAGACAGACAGACGUCUCUAAAGAAACAUGGCCGGGAAUAUAAAAGACAAAGAAGCAUAUCAACGCCUGAACUUCCUCUAUCAGGCUGCUCACUGCGUUUUGGCUCAAAAUCCAGAGAAUACUGAACUGGCAAGAUUUUACUGCCUCACUCAGAAGACCAUCUCCAAACGACUGGUGCUCAGACAAGAUCCAUCAGUAAAGAGAAACAUUUGCAAAAAAUGCUGCACUUUACUAAUACCAGGUGUCACAUCAACUGUACGACAAAAAAGAGGACAGAUGCAACAACGUAAGACUAUUGUGCGAUGUUUAAGUUGUGGACUGACUAAACAGUUCCCAAACAACCCAAAACACAAACUGUGGGUGGAUCAACCUGAGGCUCAACUAGAAAACCAGACCUCGCAAGCUGCUGGUCCUUCGUCGAAGUCCGCAACCCAAGAGAAGAAAUCUGAUAUGGGCUCAGCCUCCACGACAGCAAAGACUUCGUCUACAGCUCAAACAAAUGUGACUAAACCUUCAUGACACUGUACAUGCAUUAAUAUAACUAGUUAAACAAAGUGAACUUUUGGGGUGGUAUUUAGUUUUUUUUAUUUUUGUUUACAUUUUUAGCCUUUAGAUGCAUUUUUUUUUAUUUUUCUGACAUUACGUGCAAUAUUGUUUUUCUUCCGCAUUGAAUGAAUGUUUUGAAUUGCAAUAAAGUGAUUCUACUGUAAGUGGCUGAUUUACAUUGCUAAUGAUUUUUAUUCUGUACUUUUAUGCAUGCUUUAAUAUCAUUGAACUCUAUAUGGCUUCCUGCAACAGAAGCGUUUUCUUUUAUCGCCCGGAGCGUAUGGAAAUCUGGUGGGAAUUCAGCUGCCUGCAUAAAAAUUGAUUGAUCUACUGUUGCUAAAUUACCUCUUUAUCCAAACCAUCAUGUGGAUAUUUCACUUAGACAUGCAGCUUACACUUAUUAAUGCGUUUUAGAACAAUGUUUUGAUUUUUUUUCAUCUUCUAAGGCCUUAGUGCUUUUUUUUUUCUCCAGUCAGUUGAUC
Onychostoma macrolepis is the source of this 1166-nucleotide messenger RNA. It is a transcript of the gene rpp21, whose product is annotated as ribonuclease P 21 subunit. Lineage: Eukaryota; Metazoa; Chordata; Actinopteri; Cypriniformes; Cyprinidae. Gene Ontology annotation, biological process: tRNA processing. Gene Ontology annotation, cellular component: nucleolar ribonuclease P complex. Bases 166 to 657 code for a protein of 163 amino acids. The transcript is spliced from 5 exons. The record is from RefSeq and is a predicted model, not a curated record.